CAGAGGGCUGCUGGUCUGGUUGAGUCUAUUCUCUCCUCUGUAUCAGGACAAGAUCACAUCUUUCCAGUUCUUCACAGUACGCACCACUGAACAGCUGGAGCUUUAGAGGAAUGAACCAUUUGUUCAGAUGGAGAAGGCUUGCCAAACUGAUGUUCAUGCUACUAUAUUUUGUCAUUAAUGUUCUCUGUGCUUCCCAGCAAACAGUCCAGUCUGAGACUCAGCAGGUGAAAGGCAUCGUGGGACAGUCUUUCUCUUUUCAAGAGAGGGUGAUCAAGACUGGCAAUUUACUUUAUGAAGACCUUGGCAGUAUUGCAAAUGUGUACCCUGGUAAAGAAGGCAAAAUCACCCUUGAGAAGAGAUUUGAAAACCGCCUCCGCUUGAACAAUGUUACAAGAUACUUCACUCUGUCAGCCCUUCAGAUUGACGAUGCUGGGGUUUAUACUGUUGAGAAUACAGACGAAAAUAAAAAAACAACCAAAUUUGAGCUCACUGUAUACAAUGUUGUUUCCAAACCUCAGCUGACAGAGUGUGACCGCAGCUCCUGUAGUGUGGUGUGUUCUGUGGACAAUGAAAAAGAGGUGACCUUGACCCUGUACAGGGGAGAGGAAAUACUAAACCAGACCAGCAGUCCUGACCUCAUCACUGAUCUCUCUCUCCGUUUGGAGGUAGAGGGAAAGAACUACAACUCCACCUACAGCUGUGUGGCUUCCAACCCUGUCAGCAAUGAGACAGUUCUUGUCCCAAAAUGUUGCAGUGAAGAUGGUCAUCCUAAUGAUGCUGACAGUGAUGGGAUGACUCUGGGUAUGGUUAUUGCUGUAAUCUGCGUUUUUGUUGCCUCUGGGCUGGUUGGACUUGCAAUCUAUCUAAGGAAGAGGGGAAAUGAACACUCACAAGGCAGAUUCAUCCGAAAGAGUGCAAGUUGACAUUGAGUAUGCAACGAUAAUUCCUAAAAAACGAACAGAUAACCAGGAGGAGCGAACAGAUAUACCGGAAUUGGAGUCACACAGAACAGACAUACCAGAAUUGGAGUCGCAUAGAGACAACCCUAACCUGACAUCAGUUUAUGAUACACUCCUGUUGCAUCGCAUGGCUGCCAGCGGGGAUGUUGACACAGCAUGAAGGAGAAAAACGGGAAGUCACUGGGAGGCCAAAAUGAUAACUCACAUUCUGUAGAGCAUAAAAGAGGACGUUGAAACAAAAUGAAAGUAAAACAAUAUUCAUGCUAACAACCUUUUAGAGGCAUAGUUAUGGGAGAAAAAUCCCCUGGAACUGUUGUGCUGAUAUUAUAAUUUCAGGCUUCCUUUGUACGUCAUUCUCACAGACCUGUCAAAUAGGGGCCUUGGUUACAUCCACUGAUACUGACCAAUUCAAUAACUAUGCAUUGAGUUGUUAGCAGGAUCAGGAUAUCCUUCUUAUCAAGUACCUUUUGUCCCAAAUCCCAAUGUAUAAGUUAAAACAAAUGGAACAUAUCUUUUAAUACAAUUCACUAGUGUUUUUGCUAUGCUACUGCUGUGCCAAAGCUUCCUUUCAGUACUGUCUGUUCUGUUGUUUAAAUGUAGGUGCCUCCCCUGUAUCGUUUUUAUAGCUGGUCAUUGUUUAGCUUGACAGUGGAUAGCAGCUGUGUACAUAAUUUAAAAAGAGCAGGCGUUUGAGAUAAAGCCACCUACUCCUUAGAAGCAAUGGCUGUUAGGCUGCUUUAGAAACAAAAGGUCCAUAGAUACAUUUUUUCCUUUCAACAUUUAGGUUGUAUUGAGGGGUGGCCAGCUCUAGGAAGAGUCUUGGUGGUUCCAAACUUUUUCCAUUUAAGAAUGAUGGAGGCCACUGUGUUCUUGGGGACCUUCAAUGCUGCACCCUUCCCCAAAUCUGUGCCCCGACAAUCCUGUCUAGGAGCUCUAUGGACAAUUGCUUCGACCUCGUGGCUUGGUUUUUGCUUUGACAUGCAAUGUCAACUAUGGGACCAUAUAAAGACAGGUGUGUGCCUUUCCAAAUCAUGUCCAAUCAUAUGAAUUUACCACAGGUGGACUCCAAUCAAGUUGUAGCAACAUCUAAAGGAUGAUCAAUGAAAACAGGAUGCACCUGAGCUCAAUUUCAAUUUCUGAUUACUUAUGCAAUUAAGGUACCUGUUAAUACAUUUGCAAAAAAAUGUUUUACGCUUUGUCAUUAUGGGCUAUUGUCUGUAGAUUAAGGCUGUAACAUAACAAAAUGUGGAAAAAGUCAAGGGGUCUGAAUACUUUCCAAAUGCACUGUAUAGCCAUAAUUUAGCUGGAAUGUAAUGUUCAUAUCCUGUAUAAUUGACUGAUAUUUAGUUGUCUUAGCUAGCCGUCUUAAGAUGAAUUCACUUACUGUAUGUCGCUCUGGAAAAGAAAUUGAAUUCUAUAUUUUAAAUGUUGUCACAAAUGUAUCAUUUGUACAUUUGAUUUUAAAAAAUGUAGUUUGUUACAUUUUACAGUGAAACCUAGCAGUACUACUUAUUUCUUUGAAAGUGAGGCGGAUGUGCUGUAUAGCAUGUUGAGGAAGGUGCUGAGGACUUUCUGACCACUCAUGCAGGAGUAACAAGGCCUAUGUUCACACAGGACUAAUAUAAUUUUGGGAUUUUUUAAUUGUCGUAUUUUUAUUUAUUUAAAUCUGUCUGUUUUCUGCAGCACUCUUAGCACCCCUACUUCUCGUGGUUAUGCAUUAUGACUGUUUUCAAUUCAGUAUGUCAAAGUUGUAAAUGUGCCUUUCUUUAUGUAAACAAACUAUAAAAAGUAAUGGCUUCA
Messenger RNA from Oncorhynchus kisutch (coho salmon), 2759 nucleotides. Its product is annotated as SLAM family member 5-like. The transcript is spliced from 6 exons. The coding region runs from base 111 to 923 and encodes 270 amino acids. NCBI's taxonomy places the organism in Eukaryota, Metazoa, Chordata, Actinopteri, Salmoniformes, Salmonidae. The record is from RefSeq and is a predicted model, not a curated record.